Molecule: messenger RNA, 2821 nt
Organism: Manis javanica (Malayan pangolin)
Lineage: Eukaryota; Metazoa; Chordata; Mammalia; Pholidota; Manidae
Gene: ZNF500
Product: zinc finger protein 500
Source: RefSeq, a predicted model, not a curated record
UGCAGCGUGGCGGGGAGGGGCUGUGGCGUCUCCCUCAGGAGCAGGCUGGGCCUGCCCUCCUCCCGGCUCGCAUUCCUUUCCCCUGAAAUCUGGCUGCAGGGAGGAAUGCGGGUGGCACGUUGAAGGGCCUUGAAGGCAGCCAUGUACAGCAGUCCCGGUGAGAUCUGCCUGCAGGGCCUGGAGGCCCUCCCUGACGACGCACUGCCCCAUGGGACAGGGAAACAGCCCUUCAAACACCAGGCGGAGGCCCAGCUAGAGGAGCUAUCCCUCCAGCCAGCCGCCUGCAGCUCGGCCGAGGGAUGGACUGGAGAGAGGCCCCCAGGUCUGGUCAAACGGGGGCCCAGCAGCCUCCUGGCAUUGGAGACAGCGGCAUCGGCCACACCCUCCCUUUCGGUCUGGUUCCAGGCAGCUGACUCGCCAACACCUGCCCAGCAACAGUGAGACUGGCAUUUGACCAAACAGCGGCACUAGAGCCUGCCUGGCUGGCACAGAAAAGGAACCAUCACACGCCUCUGUUUACAUUCUCACUUUUUCUGAAUGAGUGAUCUAUGGGAUGAAUGAAAAGAAACCUUUGCGCUGCCGCGUAGGAGAACGCUGAUUCGCCGCAUGCAGCUGCUGCCGGGCCGGUCCGCCCCGUGUCUGUCUGUCGCUGUGUGCUGUUCACUCCUGGCCACUUAACCUCGGUGGUGAUGAAGCCCCAGGCCCCUCGGGGCACCCGGUUUCCAUCCCAGAGCCAGGGAGAGCCUCGGCCCACGCCCCACUCCCUCUCCCCGGAGGAAACAGCCCGCACAGAGGCAAAAUGCCUGCCGCUCUGUCUUUCUGAGCAUCCAGCUCUGCCACCCAGCCUUCCAAUGCCCCUUUGGGACCAGCUCAGGCAGCCGUGGGGCCCAGGAGGGUCUGGCAGGCGGGCUCUGGGGAAGCCCCAGAUUAGAUUCUCCCUUCUCGUGGGGUUCAGACCCCGGUCACUGUGGUCCUGAAGGGCUCAGGGGCUUAGAGCAAGGUCGGCAGACUUGUUCUGUAAAGGGCCAGCGGGUAAACAGUCCAGGCUUUAUGGACCGCAGGGCCUCUGCUGCCAUGUUCAGCUCUGCCGUUGUGCAAUAGCAGCCACGGGCCAUACGAACGCACGUGGGCGCAGUGUGCCCCCUGAAAACUUUCUUUACAAAGGCAGGUGCUGGGGCACAGGCCUGUUUGCUGACUCCUGCCUGAAGGGGAGAGGGAUGACCUUAAGGAAGGGACUCCUCGACGGAGGAGAGAGUCGUAUAGAAUCAGGCUGGGACAAUGUGCUACGCACAGGCCCCAACACGAAACUAGCCCCCGAGGAGAAACGGGGGUGCAUCAGAAGCUCCCCGUGUCCCCCAGGGUGCAGUGCUCAGUCUCUCAGGUGUACCGUUGGCUGAAAUUGCUGGCUUAUGCGGUGACCGUCUGCUCCUCCGGCCCCCUGGUGCCCCAUCAAACCUCACGCCACAAGGUCCCUGGGUCGGAUUUUCCUCAUGCUGCAGAUGAGGAAGCAAUGAAGUGGAGCAUUUGCCCAAAGCCACACGGCCUGUGGGGCAGAUCCUGAGUCCAGCCCAGGGUCCUCUCACUCUGUGCUUGUCACCACAGCGGUUGCUCUUGAAACUGGCUCUGGGAAGGGGUCUCAGGGGCUGGUCCUGCGUGUACAGCAGGGAGGCUGAGGGGCUGGGACCCAAGCCUUCUGGUCCUGCUCCAGCCAGAAAGCCUGCAGCAGCAUCUGUCUCCCUCAGCACUGGGGCCGGGCCAUCCCCACGGGGGGACACCCUGCACACUGUAGGGUGUUCGCCAGCAUCCCUGGGGUCCACCCACUAGAGGCCAGUUGCAACACCCUCCUCCCCAGUUGUGACAACUAAAAAUGUCUCCAGACAUUGCCGAGUGUCCCUGAGGACACUUGUCACCUGUGGGUGAGAACCCCUAGCCUGGAGGUCACAUGCCCAGGCUCAGAGCCAGCUCUGCAACCUACCAGCCCAGUGACUCUAGGAAGGUUCCCUGACCUCCCUAUGCCUGACCUCCCUCACCUGCAAAAUGGGAUAACAGCACCCACCCUACGGGUGUCGUGAGGAUUGCGUGGACCACCGUGUUCACAACAGUGUCUGGCCGUGGCUUGGAGCCUGACCUUGGGGUCUGGCUGACACCCCCGCUGAGUGUUUGCAGGCUCUCCGGCGUUUUUCUCAGGACGCCAGCCUUCUUACCAGAAGCGUCCCCUCCCUGGGAAGCCCUCGGGGGCUGUGCCUUCUGUGCCUCAGGGCUUGGGGUGCAAUUUGAGGAUGGAGCGGAUACGCCCAUGAAACUGGAGUGGGUCCGAGUGCCCACGAGCAGGGGCAUGACCAAGUCCCUGGGAAGAGGGGGCCCUGUGGGGUUAAAAAGCUGUAUACGUUGGUGAAGGGGGGAGCCUAGUAAACAUAAUGUUCUUCAUGUAAUUGUAAAUUAAUGAUAGCAACAACAAAAAAGCUGUACACGUGCCCCAGGUGCAGCAAAGGCUUCAGUUAAACGUCCCACUUGACCGAGCACCAGCACACACACACCAGGGCGCAGCCCUCCAUGGGUCAGGUGUGCGGACGGGCCUCCGCCAGAGCUCCAGCCUGGUCAGCCACUGCAGGGUGCACACCGAGGUCGGCUUCUGCACCGACCUCCACAGGCACCAGAGGGCCGCACUGGGGAGCAGCGCCAGCCAGAGUGUGCCGGCAGGGCCACACUGCGGGGCUUCGGCUGCCCCACGGCCCCUCGGAAACAGGGUCUUUGCGGACGUACUUACUUAAGAUGGAGUCAUUUUGGGUUGGUGGGGCCCUAAAUCCAACGAUUGUGUCUU